CUCUCGUGGGCCGGAGUAUAGAAAGAUACCGCGAGUAUAAAUAACCGACGUGUAGUACACUAGUACUCCAUAUUCAACUAUUGUUGUAGUAGUGAACUUACUGUGCACACUAUUGCAGUUCUAUAGUGCAUACAGGUACCUACAGUGUUCUGUGUUAUAUACUUAUGCGUAGCAGUUAGGUACCUACUUAAAUCUCUGCAUUAAUGUAGGCAUUAUCAUUUUAUUUGGUCCGUACAGUCGACUAAGUACUUGGUACAGUGUUUUGCGGGUUUAAUAGUUACAACCUUCCAAUCACUUUUUUAUAGGCGGUCAGUGCCUAUACUCGGGAGUCAGGAUCAGUCCGUGUGUAACGAGGUUCAACAACAGACAGGUGUUGUGUCAAUAAUGAAAUGGACGCCUUACAGAAAUCAUUGUGUACAAUUGAUCUAAAGCAAAUUAUGGAAUCCAGUGGACGUGAACCAACAACUUUUAAAAAUAACUCUCAUUCUGCCAGAAUAUUGGAAGAUUUACAAUCUCUACGCAAAAACCAAGUCUUAUGUGAUAUAAAAUUAAAAACCGAUGACAACGAAAUAGUUUAUGCACAUAAAAAUGUUUUAAUAACAGCUUGUCCAUAUUUCCGUGCAAUGUUUAGUCAUUUUGAUGAAAGCAAUAAAGAUCUUAUUAAUAUAAGAGAAUUGGAUUCCACUAUUAUACAACUUUUAAUAGAGUAUAUUUAUACUGGAGAAAUUAUAGUCACAAAAGAAAAUGUACAGGUGUUGUUACAAGCCGCAAAUUUCUUACAGCUGGAUUUUGUAACUGGUGCAUGUGUUGAAUUUUUAAUUCAACGACUGGAUCCUUCAAAUUGUAUUGCAAUCAAAGCAAUUGCUGACUUAUACAACUGUAUGGAAUUAGUCUCAAGUUCUGAUGCAUACAUUAAAAAACACUUUUUAGAAGUGGUUAAAGGUGGAGAUUUUUUAUCUUUAUCUCCUGAAGAUUUGAUUAAGCUUAUCUCAUGCAAUGACCUUGUUGUUCCAUUUGAAGAUAAGGUAUUUGAAUGUGUUAUUAAAUGGGUAAAACAUGAUUUGAAUUUGAGAAAAGAUUUUAUGCCAGAAUUAAUGGAACAUGUACGUUUGCCAUUAUUAGCAUCAACGCCUCAUAUAUUAAAUAAUGUUGUUGAAGAACCUCUUCUUAAAAAUAGUCCUAAAUGCAAGGAUUAUGUAUUUGAAGCGUUACGUUUUAAUCUACAUAAAUCAGUUGAGCAUUUCACCAUUCCCCAAACAAUAAGGUGUAAACCUAGGCAGUUUGGUGGUUCGCAAAAGGUUAUUCUAAUGUUCAAUUGGUCUAAUACAUUGCCCAAGUGUUAUACAGAAUGGUAUGACCCAGCAACCAAACUACGAAAGAAUGCACCAGCGCUGAAUGAUUGUCAUUUGAUGGCUGGUUUUGGUGUCAUAAGAGAUCAAUUUGUGUUUGCUGUGGGAGGUGUAAAUCUAUCAAGUUCGAAAUCUGUUAGUAUGCUUGAUGUAUCUUCACAAUCGCCCUUUUGGGUUCCAAUGGUGGACAUGUUAGUUAGUCGAAAACUUUCAGGAGUCGGAGUAUUAGGCGAUUCCAUAUAUGCUGCUGGUGGAAGUGAGGGCCGCAAAAUAUUAAAAAGUGUGGAAGUAUUUGAUGUCACUUAUCAAAAAUGGCGAAUGGUGUCUAAUAUGUCAAUUACGAGAAGUAAUUUGGGUGUUGGUGUACUCAACAAUAAAUUAUACGCUGUAGGAGGUUGGAGUGGUUCAUUAAGGUUGAAAUCUGCGGAAUUUUACGAUCCCGGCCUUGACACAUGGUCACCAAUUGCAGACAUGUCUGUGAGUCGCAAUGGUGUCGGUAUUGGCGUUUUAGAUGGGGUAUUAUAUGCUAUUGGUGGUCAUACAGGAUCCGAAGUCCUUAAAAGUGUCGAGGCAUAUAAACCAAGUGAGGGACUUUGGACUUCUAUUGCAGAUAUGCAUUUGUGCCGAUUGAGGCCUGGGGUAUUCGCUAAGGAUGGCUUAUUAUAUGUCGUUGGUGGUGAAACCGAAAAAUCUAUUGUUGACACUGUAGAAAUUUACAACAAAAUGACUGAUACUUGGACUAUGGAGACAUUGUCGAGAUGUGGAAUACAAAUUUAUGGUGGAGUAGUCGUUGAUAGACCACCACAUUUUACAUCUAAUUAGGUUACAGAAUGGUUUCAUUGUUGCUUGAUGGUAGUUACAAUGUAUAGUGUAUACAUAUGUCAUAUGACAUAAUUACGUAUAAUUUAUGGUGAAACAUGUAUUUUUGUUCUAUACAUUUUUCUUUUUUGUGAAUAUUUGAUAAAAAGGCUUUUGUAAUGUUUAUAUUGACUAUUUAAAAUUAAA
Molecule: messenger RNA, 2354 nt
Organism: Acyrthosiphon pisum (pea aphid)
Lineage: Eukaryota; Metazoa; Arthropoda; Insecta; Hemiptera; Aphididae
Product: ring canal kelch homolog
Exons: 12
Coding region: 390-2171 (593 amino acids)
Molecular function (GO): protein binding
Source: RefSeq, a predicted model, not a curated record